UAAUAACUAACAAACUCAUUCUGUCAAAAAAUGGAGCAUGAAUUGGCAAAGACCCUGGAGUUACAGAUACAAACAAUCCAUCAAAAGAUAGCAUCUCAAAUUCUAUAUCCUCGGUUGACAUCCAUUGGUUCUUCCAUUUCUUCCUCCUCCAAGUUCUUUUCAUUUUCCACUCUCUUUACCCUUUUUGGCAUGAAAGGCUGUAAUCCCAUGGUUUCCUUGAAAAUGAUUUGAUUAUAAAGAAUAUCAAAUCCAAAGGAUCCCAAGGUAAGCCCUUUUUCCUGUCAUUUAUUCAUCAUACAAAGAUAAUCAACUUUGCUGCAAAAUUUUUAUUUGCAUCAUAUUUAUAAAGAUUUCUCGCAAACAUUUUAUUUUCCUUUCAUUGCUAAAUCUCCAUUGAAAAUGAAACUGAACUGAGAAGGAGAAACAGCUUCCAUUUACAUUAGGCUGGUAAGGUGGCACAUUGUUCUUCAUGAAUAUUUCCAGCAGCGCAAUAUGAGUUUUGUUGGACCAAACUCUAGGGAAAAGGUAGAUAGAAUAACCAAUAGAGGAAUCUUUUCCAGGGAUUGUAAUGCAGAAUAUAUGAGGAUAUUAGAGGAUCUUUGAGCUUUGAAAUCAACAAUGGUGAAGAUUCAAUCUUUGGGUUUUCCCCUUCUUACAUGGGCCUCUUGUAACUUCAAUUAAAGGGGGUCAGUUGGGCAGAUGGGACAUCGUUGGACCAAGUUCUUGCAGUUCUUCAAAUGUCAUAAUGAAGAUGGUAAGGAUCAUCAGGCUCGGUGUGUGGGGCUUGCCUGCAGAAACGUUCACCAUAUAACUACCAUUCAGAGCUGGGAAGCAAAACUAACAGAAGCAACCAGGGAUGGAAAGAUACUUGUUGCAAAUUUCAGUACACCAUGGUCUGGUCCUUGUAGAUCAAUAGCACCAACCUGCUGCGAGCUUGCAGAUAAAUACCCUUCUCUCAUGUUUCUAACUGUGGAUGUCGAUGAGCUUGCCGAGUUGAGCACUUCGUGGGAUAUCAAUGCUACUCCUACAUUCUUUUUUCUUAAAGAUGGACGGCAAGUGGAUAAAUUUGUAGGUGCGGACAAGGUAGAACUCCCAAAAAAGAUAGCAGCAAUUGCAAAUGUGGCAAACAGAUCUUGAGUUGACACCUUAGGUUUUUUCUAGCUAGCUCUCAGCCAAAUCACUUGUUCUUAGUUCCUCCAUGUAAUUACAGUUUGAACAACACUUGCAAUAGAUGUCCUAUUUACAGAAAAUUUUAAAUUUUAAAAUGGAAAAAUGGUUUCCCCAAACAAUUAAAUGCAGAAUUUGAACCUCUACUCUGUGAAGAAAUAGUUAGUGAUG
This is a messenger RNA of Theobroma umbraticum, 1338 nucleotides long. RefSeq names its product thioredoxin family protein CXXS2 (gene CXXS2). Lineage: Eukaryota; Viridiplantae; Streptophyta; Magnoliopsida; Malvales; Malvaceae. The record is from RefSeq and is a predicted model, not a curated record.